Molecule: messenger RNA, 4253 nt
Organism: Sardina pilchardus (European sardine)
Lineage: Eukaryota; Metazoa; Chordata; Actinopteri; Clupeiformes; Clupeidae
Product: inhibin beta B chain-like
Exons: 2
Coding region: 759-1916 (385 amino acids)
Cellular component (GO): extracellular region
Molecular function (GO): growth factor activity; cytokine activity
Source: RefSeq, a predicted model, not a curated record
AGUAAAGCCGCUCUGAUGAUCACGUCUCCUUACGCCCAAGUGAACGAGGACGUAGCCGAAAUCUUUACUGAAGUCAGUCAUUCUGGACGAAGACAAAGGGGGUCUACACCUGAGCAAAGAAGAGCAAAACGAAUGACAAACUGGAUACACCAUUUUACGAGAAACUAUCACAACAACUACGCGUUUUUAAAUAUCUUACCGUUAUGGAUUUUCCUUACUGACUUUUGGUCUGCGGCCAACGGAUGACUUGACAAUUCUGUCAAGUGACAGAGGUAUCGCUUAAAUAUUUAUUCCACAUACCGUUGAUGUUUAUUAUACCAGCCGACACGCAUUUCGCGAUGGCAUGAGACGGCAGGCACUGCGCUUAAGUGCAGUAAGUCAACUUGUUCAUUUUGCACGGGAAAACGGGCUGAGCCUACUGUCUCGGCGACGCACGACAUAGGCAACAUCAGAGAAUGACCAAAGACCCUAGUGUAAAGGAAUAGAUAUCACAAGGAAUUAUUCAGCUUUCUACAUUCAGUCCAUUCAUCCAUAAUAUCGCAUGAAGGACAGUCAUUCUUUACUCUUUCAUGGACAAAGUGGAUUUUACAACUCGAUCAAUAGACCCUUUUUCUCACCGCGCUGUACUUAAGCUGGUGUUUGUAUAGAGAACGGUGAUUUUGGGGAAUACGAACAAAAGGUGUCUGUGUCCACCUUUUUGACGAACUAAAAGCCGCACGAUUGAACUGGCGUGGGUUUUCGAAUAACUUGAAAGGAAGAUGAUAAAGUUUAUCACAAAAGUGGUCUGUUUUGUGGCGUGCGUACUCUCCAUCCGCUGUACACCGGCCCCCGAGACCCAGACGGCGUCCCAGGAUACCUGCGCUUCUUGCGGAAUCGGUCAGACGGAGGAGUCGAGGAGGAUGGACAUAGAUUUUUUGGAGGCAGUGAAAAGGCAUAUUCUGAACAGGUUACAGAUGAGGCAGAGACCCAACAUCACCCACCCCAUCCCGAAGGCGGCGAUGGUGACUGCGUUACGGAAACUUCACGCGGGGAAAGUAAGGGAGGACGGGAGAGUGGAAAUCCCAAACCUUGACGGACACGCGAGUUACCACAACGAGGUGGAGGAGGAAACUUCAGAGAUCAUCAGUUUCGCGGAAACAGACGAGCUGGUGUCCUCCAAGUCGAGCCUCUUCUUCGUCAUCUCCAACGAGGGCAACCAGAACCUGUACGUGUCCCAGGCCAGCCUGUGGCUCUACUUCAAGCUGCUGCCGUCCACGUCGGAGAAGGGCCCGCGGCGCAAGGUGACGGUCAAGGUCUACUUCCAGGAGCCGGGCCUGAGCAGCAAGUGGAACCUGGUGGAGAAGCGCGUGGACCUCAAGCGCAGCGGCUGGCACACCUUCCCGCUGACCGAGGCCGUCAAGCUGGUCUUCAGCAAGGGCGACCGGCGGCAGAACCUGGACAUCCGCUGCGAGGGCUGCGAGGAGUCGGGCGUGGUCCCGGCGCUGGUCAACCCCGCCGACGAGUCGCACCGGCCCUUCCUGGUGGUCCAGGCCCGCCUGGCCGACAACAAGCACCGGAUCCGCAAGCGCGGCCUGGAGUGCGACGGCACCAACAGCCUGUGCUGCCGACAGCAGUUCUACAUCGACUUCCGGCUCAUCGGCUGGAACGACUGGAUCAUCGCGCCGUCCGGCUACUUCGGGAACUACUGCGAGGGCAACUGCCCGGCCUACAUGGCCGGCGUGCCGGGCUCGGCGUCGUCGUUCCACACGGCGGUGGUCAACCAGUACCGCAUGCGCGGGAUGAGCCCCGGUUCCAUGAACUCGUGUUGCAUCCCGACCAAACUCAGCACCAUGUCCAUGCUCUACUUCGACGACGAGUACAACAUCGUCAAGAGGGACGUGCCCAACAUGAUCGUAGAGGAGUGCGGCUGUGCUUGAGUCUUAUUUCAAAAAGAGAAAAAAAAAAAACGAAUCAAAGCGAAGAAACACACAAAAAACGAAACUGAGGGGGAGGGGGUGGGGACUCACGUUGGACUUUUGUACACAGAAAAUAAUAUUGCAAGAAUAAUUAUAGUAACAAAGUAAUAUUUAUGAACAUUUUCUUGAACACCAGCACACACAGUUGACCACGCUUAUGGGCACAACCACAGGUGCCACACACACACACACACACACACACACAUACACACACACACGCUCAAAUGCAAACACACACGUCAUGCACACAGCUAUACAAGCAUGCACAGAACAUUGUGUACAUAUUAUUUAUGUUUGUUAAUAUUCCUGGUAGAAGCAUUUAUCAGUUCUGCCAGCUUGUGAUUCAGUCGAGUUUUAUAAACAAAGGUUUGUAAAAUAACUUAGGUCACAAUGUUUAAAGGGAUGCAGAAGAGGUGGUGAUUUAUGAGUUUGUAUCGUUAAUCUUUUAUUUUAUUUUAUUUUUAUUCAAUAUUUGCCAUUUUGUCUUUUCUUGUAUUCAAAAAAUGGAGAAUUCUCACAUGCUCUGACAAAAGACAGAAAAAAGAGCCUUAGACAACCAGUAAGGGAGGUCUAUUUGGACUGCCAAAACCAACCCUGCCUCUCUCCAAAUAGUAUCUCUGAGAACCAGCCCAAGACCUACGUGAAAGCACUGACCACCGCUACGUCCAACUAUACAGCACUUCUGAAAAGCAAUACUGAUGUAACUACACUUCCCGUGAUAACAAUUACUUCUAGCAAAAAAACAAAACAAAACAAAAAAACUCUUCUCUUCUCUGCACAAUAGUCUUGCUGUACUCACACCAUACAAAUUCUAUUUUUCGCUUUUUUUUACCAGUGCAUGCUCUUUAAAACCAAAAGAUAUCAGGAUUGCAAAGAACCCCCCCACCCCCAAUAAUCAUGUUUCUCAAAUCUGCAGCAUUGACCAACCUCUGAUGUGUCAGACAGACAGACAGACAGACAGACAGACAGACAGAGCAGCCAGAAGACACUGAUGGAGACCCCUUAUGACCUUAGUGAGAGCUUCCCCCAUACAGCUGUAUGCUGUGAGGUUAGCUCAGACAGCAAGCUAGAUGCCUGUGGCCCCGGAGUGUGCCGCUAUGAGCCACCUAGCGUAGCGGUGCCACUUAGCGUAGCGGUCCGCCCUCGACCCUGCCCCCUCGGGCCCUCACACAACUCAUCAGAACAUCAGCGAAAAACAAAUCAGAAGUACUUCAACAAACAAACAAACAAAACUAACCAAUAACAACAAACAAAAACAAAUAAAUAAACUCACUCGUCUCAAGUUGCCAUACUACUUAGCUGGCUAUGGUGCAGCAUAGCACUUGUAGAGAUGUCCUAAAUGCACACUUUUGAAGCACUUGCAGAUUAAAAUGCCUUUCAGGGGCAACCUCCGGCCCACCUGGCCUCGCUUUCACAAUCCCUUUGAAGAAAGAAAAACAAGUGCCGCAUGAGCUAUGCAAUCUAUAGUGUUGACCAUAGAUAUUAAAAAGCUAGACACCGCAUUGGGCUCCAGAACGUACGUAAAUAGCGCCGCCAUCUUGGUGAGGGCAUCAAUCACUGGAGGCCAAUGGAGAAGCAGGUGUCUCUGAUUACCAGCAUGAGUAUCUCCAUAGACAGUAAGGUGUUUCCCUCAGCAAUAUGGCGGCUGCAUUUACGUAUGCCACCCAAUAGAACUCGAUGGACAUGCGGUGUCUAGCUUUCUGAUAUCUAUGGUGUUGACCCAUACGAGACAAACGGAAAUUUCUAGUCCUAGUUCAUUAACUAUUAUCAAUACUUGAAAUGUUCUCGUUCGCUUUCAUCGUUCGAAGCGAAUGCUUGUUACAAUGUUUGCACUGAAAAAAGGUUGCGUGAUUAGUAAUAAAAAAAAAUGAAAAAAGAAAAAAAAGAGAAACUGCCAUUGAUAAAAAAAAGUUAUUUUUAUAGAAGCAAAUUGAAUUCUGUUCAAAUGUAUUAUACCUAAUCAAGGAACCAAAGAGGGGAGGCUAGCUAUUAUAGCUGUUAUGGGAUGGCCUGGCCAUUGCAUUAUUUUGUAAAAUACUUUGUGAUCAUGUAUGAGGCCUGAAUACUCGAUCAGGGUACUAUAUUAUGGAUUCCGUUUUCAGCUUUUUUUUGUUUUCUUCAUUUUUAUUUUUUAUUUUGUACAGUAGACAAAUGGAAUAUUUCAUAUUUUUGUCAUCAACUUUAAUAUUUUUCAGUUUUCUAUUUAAUAAAAGUUCUUUUAGUUCUUGUUCCAGAAUCAUUUUAGGAUCAAAUACAUGUCAUCUCUGUACAGCUUGUGUCAAUAAAAAAUGCUUUUAA